UGCAAUCGUAGUUCUUACAGUGACAGAAAAGCUCAAUUAUUUCGAUUUGCAAACAUAUAGUUGAAUAGAUUAUAACUGUCUACAAGCAAUAUUUUUUUGGUUCAAUUACAGCAAUUACUGAAUGCUGUUCUAUCGUAAAUCUAAUUUCUCUUAACGAAAUAAUUUAUUCGUUAUACUUUCAAAGAAGAUAUAAUGGAUCAGUGGGUGAUUAAUAAAUUAACCGAGUGGGAUCUGAAAAAAUGGGAAACUGCAUUCAAAGAUGAAGAGGUCUCAGAAGAAUCUUUCAAGUGCUUGACUCAAAGUAUGAUUGAAAAACUUAUACCAAAAACUGGUCCUCAAGCAGUAUUUUUGAAACGUUGGAAUUCUGAGUUUAGAAAAUCAAAUAAUUCUGAACUAAGCGGUGCUGAAUCAAGUUCAAGCCAAAAAGAGAUUGAUGUAAAAACGAAAUCUCAAGUUGUGACAAUUGAAACAUGUGAUCCUAUUAUUAACCUUGAAGAUACUCUUAAAAGGUCUGUACUUGGUAUAGCUGUUUUGAAUCAUUUUCGACAACACCAGUCAUUGUCUAUGAAAACACGAUCCCUGUUGGCUGAUGCCAUUUUGCAUGUUGAAAUGCGAACGGAUACUUCGAUGUUGGUUCGAACUCAACGCUUUGAAGACUUACGAGACAUGAUUAUCAAAAUGUUUCCACGUGAAGAUCAAAAAGAUUGGUAUUCGCCAUCUUUUUCGAAUAAAAGAGAAAACAAACAUGUGCCUUGUUCAGGUUUGUUGAAUCAAAGAUAUAACUUUUUCCGUCGUUUAUUAUGCGAUUCUGGUUCUGUAUACAGUGCUAGGGGGAAAAAACGAACUCAUGCUGAAACAAUGUAAUUUUUUCUGGAGAAAUAGCCCACGGAGAGAAAUCCGCAGCAAAUAAUGCUGUAGAGUAUCGAACAAAUUUUACUGUAGUCUACUGGAAAUUGAGAAGUUGCGUGGGGAGGCCACCAGGAUCGACUAGAAUUUCCUACUACACUACAGUAAUUUUAAUCAAAACAAAACAAAAAAACAACACAAAAAAUUAAAUAAAACCUUAUUGUUUAAACAUCAAAAUAAAAAUGUAACGUGUUUAUUAAUUUUUAAAAAAUAAACCAUUUUAUAAUUUCCAUGUGUUUCACCGCAUUUUUAUUUAGAUUCAUAAAUAAAAUAAAAACAAUAAACUUUUUUAGAAGAGGUUAGGAACACACUUGAUUUCCAAUAAAUAUUCGUGUCAUCUGGCGGGAAAACUUGCUGUACACUACAGUAAUUUCUGGCAUAAAGUAUACCAUUAACUCAAGACUUCCAAAAAUUCCGGUAGACUACAGUAAAAAAAUUUAGAUGAAAUAUGAUAAUAAUCAUUAUAAUAAGUGGGAAUUAGUCGCUUUAAUGACGUCGGCUAUGAUUUUUACGAUACCACUACAGUAAUAUAUGCUGUGGAUUUCUCUCCGUGCAUGAUAAAUUAUACACCGUAAAAAAUCUUGAGGAUAAUGAUAAAAUAAAUGCAAAAUAAGAAACAAUACGAGAAACAUUGUCAAAACUCUAAUAAUUAAUAAACAGUGUAUUUCUAUUAUAAUAAUAUAAAAAAUUAAAUAAUCCACACAAAAAAAAUUAUAAUGUUAAUAAAUGGAAUGUAAUGUCCUGCGGUAAGCGCACCAAUUUUUUUUUAUUUUUAUUUUUAAAUCUUUCAAUCUUAUUAUAUAUUCAGGGUAUAUUUCGAUACCCCGAGCUCCAUCUUACGUAAUACAAAAGUAAUAUAUUUUGGGGAACCAAAGAAUUGGCCCCCUCAAUGAUUUUCUUGAGCCGGCACUAAUGCCAAGCGGCAAUACCGCCAAUUUUAUUAAUUGAUUUAACAGAUAAAUUAGCACAGUGAGUGAUAUCAACAGAAUCGUAAAAAUACAAGGAUUCUCUUGAUACCACUCAUGUUAUAAAAUUUUAAUUAGAAAUAUUUUUAAUCAAUAAAUAAAGAUCACGCUUUUGAGCUGACCAAUAGAAAAAAAAGUAGACUAAGGAAAAUAGGAAUUGGACCAGGAGAAAACCGAACGUCUCCGAAAGAUCCCCACUUUUCUAAGGGCUGAUUGAGUCCCAAACUUAAUCGAUCUAGAUUUUUCACUUCACUUGGUCCGCAGUCUCUGCACCAUAACUAGCUCUUCCAGCUCUAAUUAAGUUGUACUUAA
Messenger RNA from Aphidius gifuensis, 2183 nucleotides. RefSeq lists its product as uncharacterized. Lineage: Eukaryota; Metazoa; Arthropoda; Insecta; Hymenoptera; Braconidae. The record is from RefSeq and is a predicted model, not a curated record. The coding region runs from base 193 to 864 and encodes 223 amino acids. The transcript is spliced from 4 exons.